GAACCACGUUGCUUGUUGCAUGUGACUGCCGAAGACGAGUACGCAUGUCAUGAUAGCAAAAUCCGCGAUGAGGAAUCAGAACUGCACAAGUUCAUGAUCAGUGUCGCCAUGAAGGAUCAACUGCAAGUUCCGUCUCCUAGGCGAUUUUAUGUUAUCUUGCGAUACAUGCUGGUUGCACUGAUCUCUCUGUCUGUCAUUGGACUUCUGUCUUCAGCUGUAGUCCUCAUUGUUAUUUCUAAGCCGUGUCCCAACACUAAAUGGUGGCAGAAUACUUUAAUCUAUCAACUCUAUCCGCGUUCUUUUAAAGACAGCAACGGUGAUGGAAUUGGUGAUUUAGUGGGCAUAAAGUCUAAACUAGACUACUUUAAGUACCUUCACGUUGAUGCCAUCUGGAUAAAUCCCAUUUUCUCGUCUCCCAUGAGAGACUUCGGCUAUGACAUAUCUGACUACAAAAACAUUGAUCCUAUAUUUGGCACUCUAACUGACUUUGAUGACCUUUUAAAAGAUGCACAUGAAAAAGGUUUGAAAAUUAUUCUUGACUUUGUUCCAAAUCACACAUCAGACAAGCAUCCUUGGUUUAUGGAAAGCAGAAAGAAUCGUUACAACCCGAAACGAGAUUGGUAUGUUUGGGCAGAUGGAAUAAAUGGUGAACCUCCCAAUAACUGGCAAAGUGUAUUUGGUGGAAGUGCAUGGCAGUAUGAUAAUAUAACAGAUCAGUACUAUCUUCAUCAGUUUCUUUCACAGCAGCCAGACUUAAAUUAUCGAAAUGAAGACGUUAGAGAUGCAAUGAAGAGUGUUUUGGUAUUUUGGCUGGAAAAGGGAGUUGAUGGUUUUCGAAUUGAUGCUAUAAAGUUCCUAUUAGAGGAUGUACACCUUCGAAGCGAGAUGUGUCUGAUACAUGAACAGGAAUGUCCAUGUCAUAGUCUGAGCUAUGAACAGCUGAAUCAUACCUAUACUGAAAACAUUGCAGGGAUUCAUGAUAUAGUAAAAGAGUGGAAAAAAGUAAUUAACUCAUAUUCUAAUCAGGGGUCCCUGAGGUUCAUGGUUGGUGAGAUUUAUGAUGAUGAUAUCUCUACUAUAAUGAGCUACUAUGGAUCUCCUAAUGAUAUGGAUGAAUGUGACUUCCCAUUUAAUUUUCUACUAGUUGAUUUGCCAUUGAAAGAAUGGACAGGGACAGGAGUUAAUGAUACAGUAGCAAAGUGGCUAGAUGCAUCCCCAAAUGGAGCAUGGCCAAACUGGGUGGUGGGAAAUCACGAUAACCCUCGAAUAGCAAGCAAACUGGGAAUACAGAACUCUGCUUUAGUUAUGAUGUUGCUCUUGACUCUUCCUGGAACUCCCACAACAUAUUAUGGUGAUGAGCUGGGAAUGACAGAUGUGUUUGUCCCAUUCAAUGCUACCAAGGAUCAAAUGAGCAUUGGAAAUGCAACUCGAGAUCCUGAGCGCAGUCCUAUGCAGUGGGACAAUUCGUUACAUGCAGGGUUUACCAGUGGCUGCUGCCCGUGGCUACCAGUUGGUAACUUUACAACAGUCAAUGUUCAUGUAGCCAAAGCUGAACGGGAUUCUGUACUGAAUGUUUACAGAAGUUUAGCCUUGUUACGUUCUAAUGUAUCAGCUCUUCAAGGUAUCAGCUAUACUCCCAUCUAUGCAGAUACCAGUGUGUACAUUUUUCAACGAGGAGACAAUUCUGAUAUUCUGAAGGUGGUUGUUGCUCUGAAUUUUGGCAAUGAAUUUGUCACAGAAGUUUGGCAACACGUGACAUUCGCUCCGCAUGGAGUAGUAAUGUUAUCAACCAGGAUGGACAGGAAUGGUCAAAAUAUAUCAAGAGCAAACAGUGAGUUGCAUGCUGGUGAAGGUGUAGUUGUGCAGAUUGGACAUACGUAACACUGAAUUUUCAGUGGUCUUACUAGUUUGAAGUACAAAAGUUUUUUGUUGACUCUAUUGUGUAUAUUUGAUCUUCUCUUACACACCUACCUUAAAUUUCUCCGUUGGUUACUCAUACAACUGUACAUCAUUUAUAUAAUUAAUUA
Molecule: messenger RNA, 2027 nt
Organism: Corticium candelabrum
Lineage: Eukaryota; Metazoa; Porifera; Homoscleromorpha; Homosclerophorida; Plakinidae
Product: amino acid transporter heavy chain SLC3A1-like
Exons: 1
Coding region: 94-1881 (595 amino acids)
Biological process (GO): carbohydrate metabolic process
Source: RefSeq, a predicted model, not a curated record